This is a messenger RNA of Clupea harengus (Atlantic herring), 2240 nucleotides long. Its product is annotated as NLR family CARD domain-containing protein 3-like. Gene Ontology annotation, molecular function: protein binding. The transcript has 9 exons. Bases 95 to 2230 code for a protein of 711 amino acids. The record is from RefSeq and is a predicted model, not a curated record. NCBI's taxonomy places the organism in Eukaryota, Metazoa, Chordata, Actinopteri, Clupeiformes, Clupeidae.
UCUUCUUCUUCAGUACGCCUGGUCUGAGAUGAUGAAGGAUGCCAGAUUAGAUGAUCAACAGUGAGGGUUUUACGAUACCAGCCCUCCCGUAAGGAUGGAGGAAACAGCAGCCAAAACAAGUCUUUCAGAAGGAGGGAAGGUAAAGGAAUCCUCUUCAAGGACCCUCAUCCAUCAUGAGAGACCUCCAUCACCUGUGCCCACUUGUGUGUCCAUGAAGAGUGACAUGUCAGCGGAUCGCUUUAUCGACUUCCAGAAUGAAGAUUACACUGAUGCAUCAAGGACCCUCAUCCAUCAUGAGAGACCUCCAUCACCUGUGCCCACUUGUGUGUCCAUGAAGAGUGACAUGUCAGUGGAUCGCUUUAUCGACUUCCAGAAUGAAGAUUACACUGAUGCAUCAAGAGGCCAGAUGCAGGAAUGGGACCCAGAUGCUGUCAGUGACCCGUUUACCAAGUCUCAACAGGAGGACCUGAAACACAUAUUCCAGGUGUUAGAGGAGAAGAUCAUCACCUUUGUGAAGAAUGAACUGAAGACAUUCAAGAGGAUGCUGAGUCCAGAUUACCAAGAGAACUUUGAGAGUAAAGAGGAUGAGGAGAGUGAGGUCAGAGAAGGGGCUCUGAAGAUGGCACUGCACUUCCUUAGGAAUAUGAAGCUGAAAGAUCUCGCUGACAAACUGCAACAAAAUGAGCUGGACAUAGUUUGUCAGACUGAGCUCAAAAGAAAUCUCAAGAACAAGUACCAGAGUGUUUUUGAAGGAAUACGCAAGCAAGGAAGGUCUGCUCUUCUAGACAAGGUCUACACAGAGGUCUACAUCACAGAGGGAGGAAGUGGAAAAGUAAAUGAAGAGCAUGAAGUCAGACAGAUUGAGUUAAAAUCCAAGAGACCAGCUGGACAGGAGACAUCAAUCAAAUGCAGUGACAUCUUUAAACCCUUACCUGGCCAAGACAAAUCAAUCAGAAGUGUCGUCACAAAAGGAGUUGCUGGCAUUGGUAAAACUGUCUCAGUUCAGAAGUUCAUCCUGGACUGGGCAGAGGGAAAAGAAAACCAGGAUAUCCACUUCAUAUUUCCAUUACUGUUUAGGGAGCUCAACCUCAUGAGAGAAAAACAGCUCUCUUUGAUGGAUCUUCUCCACCACUUCUUCACAGAAAUAAAGCAGUCAACUUUUCCCAGCCAAGGGAAGUGCAAAGUGUUGUUCAUCUGUGAUGGUCUGGAUGAAUGUCGACUCCAACUAGACUUUCAGAAUAAUGAAAGUUUGACUGAUGUGACAGAGGUCACCUCAUUGGACGUACUUCUGACAAAUGUCAUCAAGGGUAAACUGCUCCCCUCUGCUUUACUUUGGAUUACCUCUCGACCAGCAGCAGCCAAUCAAAUCCCGCCUGAGUGUGUUGACCGGGUCACAGAGGUACAAGGGUUCAAUGACCCACAGAAGGAGGAGUACUUCAGGAAGAGGAUCAGUGAUCAGAAUCUUGCCAGCAGAGUCGUCUCUCACAUCAAAUUAUCAAGGAGCCUCCACAUUAUGUGCCACAUACCAGUGUUCUGCUGGAUUGCUGCUACUGUUCUUGCGGUGAUUCUUGGCUCUUCAGGAGGUGGACAGAUUCCAAAGACUUUGACAGAGAUGUAUACCUAUUUCCUUAUUUUUCAAACCAAACAGAGGAGCCUAAAGUUUGAAAAUGUGCAUGACCUUGAUCCACAGUGGAACCAGAAAGUUAUCUUUGGUCUCGGAAAGUUGGCAUAUGAACAGUUAGAGAAGGGUAAUCUGAUUUUCUAUGAACAAGACCUAAAAGAGUCUGGCAUUGAUGUCAGAGAGGCAGCAGUAUGCUCUGGCAUCUGCUCCCAGAUCUUUCAAGAAGAGUCAGGGCUUUAUCAAGGAAAGGUUUUCUGUUUCGUGCAUUUAAGUAUCCAGGAGUAUCUUGCAGCUUUGUAUGCUCUUCUGAUGUUAAUAAUGAAAAGGAAAGACCUCAUUUCUCCAAAGCAAGCCCUCAGAAAAGGCUUUCAGCUUUGGGAAAGGAGAUCAGUGCACAAAUCCAUGAUCAUCUUACACAAGAGUGCCAUGGACAAAGCUUUGGAACAUGAAGAUGGACGCUUUGACCUAUUCCUCCGUUUCCUUCUUGGCCUCUCUCUGGAGUCUAACCAGACUCUCCUGCAUGGCCUACUACAGAGAGGACAAAAUCAGAUGGGCAAUGAAGAAACAAUCAGUUACAUUAAGGAAAAGAUCGGAAGAGCACACGUCUGAACUGCAGUCA